AUUGGGUGGCAACGUGUAUGGAUCCUUUGGAGUGACAGUCUUUCCAUGAAUUGGCUUCGGUGACUAUAUUGGCGGCACAGCUACCGGUUGGCCUGCAAAAGGGGGCUAUCUCAUACAUCUCUGUUCACUUGUCGAACUUGAAUUUCUGGGUCUUGACCGAUUCCAAAGGGCCAACAUGUCAGAUGAUCCUGAAAAGGAAGAAGCAUACUGCAACAAAAUGCGACUCUGGGGAGCCAAAUGGUAUAGUAAUCCUUGGCAGGAAAUUCUUGACGAGACAGCCAGCGGAGAAAGAUCUUGGCUCACCCCGCCCAUUCGUGGGCGUCCCAGCUGA
This is a messenger RNA of Fusarium odoratissimum NRRL 54006, 331 nucleotides long. RefSeq lists its product as uncharacterized. The coding region runs from base 176 to 331 and encodes 51 amino acids. The transcript has a single exon. The record is from RefSeq and is a predicted model, not a curated record. Lineage: Eukaryota; Fungi; Ascomycota; Sordariomycetes; Hypocreales; Nectriaceae.